Messenger RNA from Spirometra erinaceieuropaei, 600 nucleotides. The record is from the annotation of a GenBank genome assembly. Lineage: Eukaryota; Metazoa; Platyhelminthes; Cestoda; Diphyllobothriidea; Diphyllobothriidae.
AUGAUUUUUUCCGCCCGUCAACUGCAGAUGAAGUGUCAGGAGAUGGGGAACCACCUGUACUCUACCUUUGUGGAUCUCACGAACGCCCUAGACACGGUGAAUCACGAAGGACUAUGCAAAAUCAUACAGAAAUUCGGCUGUCCCGAAAGGUUUGCCCAGAUGGUGCAUCACCUCCACGAUGGCAUGAUGGCGCGAGUCGCAGACAAUGGAGCGGUCUCAGAGGCAUUCACAGUGAUCAACGGAGUGAAGCAGGGCUGCGUCAUCUCGCCUACCCUCUUUAGUCUCAUACUUUCUGUCAUGCUGAUGGACGCCUGCCGUGACGAACAUUCUGGGAACCGCAUCGCCUACAGGACGGACGGCCAACUCCUAAACCACCGGCAGAUACACUGCCAGUCGUGUGUAUCCACAACUAUCGUCCAUGGCCUUUACUUCGCCGACGACAGCGCUCUCAACGCCACCUCCAAAGAGAAUAUACAAAGGGGCAUGGACCCUUUCGCCGGCGCCUGUGACAACUUCGGCUUCAUUGUCAACACGGAGAAAACGGCGGUUAUGCAUCAACUGCCACCCACGUUACUUACAUCGCACUCCAAAUCAAAGUGA